This is a messenger RNA of Callorhinchus milii (elephant shark), 1191 nucleotides long. RefSeq names its product prodynorphin (gene pdyn). Gene Ontology annotation, cellular component: dendrite; axon terminus; plasma membrane. NCBI's taxonomy places the organism in Eukaryota, Metazoa, Chordata, Chondrichthyes, Chimaeriformes, Callorhinchidae. Gene Ontology annotation, biological process: chemical synaptic transmission; sensory perception; neuropeptide signaling pathway. Gene Ontology annotation, molecular function: opioid receptor binding. The transcript is spliced from 3 exons. The record is from RefSeq and is a predicted model, not a curated record. The coding region runs from base 175 to 957 and encodes 260 amino acids.
UCAGUUUUUUUUAAAAAAAAAAAGAAAUUGCUCUCUACGUUUUGCAAGGGAAGUCAGCACCAUACAACUGCAACCCUUUCAGAAAAAAAAACCCCACAGAUACUUUUUUUUUUUGAUUUGGGUAUCCAGUGCCAUCCAGAUAUUCAGGAGACUCGUCGCCCUUUGUUUCUGGCGAUGAUGCAGUGGAAUGUGCUUGUGCUGGUGUUCACACUGACUUCCUUGCACACUGCUCGGGCUGAUUGUACCAGUCAGUGUUCAGUCUGUAGCUCCGUGCUGGACAGCUCCAUCGACCCUCUGAUCUGCACUUUAGAGUGCGAGGGGGUGGAACUGUCCGCCAGAGAGUGGGAGAGAUGUGAGAAAGCUCUUCAUACAUACAAGCUCGACAUCUUGGGCAACGAUAACGAGGCUUUCACCAUCCCAAAUGCUGAAGAAAAGGAAGGGGAGAGUGAAGAGGCGCUGCUUGGAAAACAGUACGGAAAUCUUCUGAAGCCCUACGGGAGCUUCCUGAGGAAGCUGGACAAGAAUCGCCUUUAUGCUAAAGCACUGGCGCAACACGAUACGAACGACAAAGGGAGAGUCCCUAAAAAGUACAGAGAGUAUCUGAAAAAGUUUGGAGAAAGAAGUGUCCCUGUAUUGGAAAAAGGCUCGCGGGAACUUACUGACGCAACCGAGGAUCUGUCCGAAGAAAACGGCGACGGCCCUGAGCCCCAAGAGCGCUACGGAGGAUUCACGAAAGGCUUCGGCUACAAGAGAAGGGCAGAGCCGGGCGAUGGGGAAAAUCAAGACGUAGCGGAUCUUCAAAAGAGAUAUGGAGGAUUCAUGCGAAGAGUCGGCAGACCACGGUUUAAAUGGGACAACCAAAAGAGGUACGGUGGCUUUCUGAGACGUCAUUUCCGAGUUUCAGUCAGAUCAGAUGAUGAUGCCGAUGCUUACUCGGAAGAGGUUUCAGACCUAUAGAAAAGCCAAAGGGAUUGAAGACUACACGUGAAAGUACAAACUGCCAAGAUGGAUAGUACCAUUUAAACUGUAACUGUGUUGUUUUUUGAAUGUACAGAUAUUUUUGCUAUUAAGUUUACAACAGGAGUCGAAAAGGGCAACUGAAUCGAUUGGUCAAUGCAUUCUGUUGUGUCGUAACAUUUGUGAAUCCGAUUUAAAAAAAAAGAAUCGUCUCUAAACUAUGAACGGUUCAGC